GAAUUCGGCGGCCGGGGCGGGCGGCGGUUGCUGCGCGGCGGUGAGACAAGAUUCAUCUGCUUGACCUGAAAAAGUCUUGGAAGCAAAGAAGGGGGACAAAAGGGACAUUGUUAUGUCUGCUGCUACGGAAGAAAAUGUCUGUAAUCAUGUGAAAGUGGUGGUCCGUGUCCGUCCAGAGUCUCAAAAGGAGAAAGAUGGCAACUUUAGCAAGGCUGUUCAUGUUGUUGACCAGCAUAUAUUGGUCUUCGAUCCAAAGGAUGAAGAAGUUAGCUUCUUUCACGGGAAGAGACUGACCCAUAGGGAUAUUAAUAAAAGAAAAAAGAAGGAUCUCAAAUUUGUGUUUGAUGCUGUUUUUGCUGAAAGUUCAUCCCAGUUGGAAGUUUUUGAGCAUACUACCAAAAGUGUAAUCGAUGGCUUCUUAAAUGGAUAUAACUGCACAGUGCUUGCAUAUGGCGCAACAGGAGCUGGAAAGACUCAUACAAUGUUAGGCUCCCCUGAAGAUCCUGGAGUGAUGUAUUUAACCAUGAUGGCACUUUAUGAUUGUAUGGAUCAGAUAAAAGAAGAUAAAAUAUGCAAUAUUGCUGUCUCUUAUUUGGAGGUCUACAAUGAACAGAUCCGUGAUCUGCUGGUAAACUCUGGACCUCUGGCUGUUCGUGAAGAUGCCCAGAAGGGUGUUGUAGUUCAGGGGUUAACAUUACAUCAGCCUAAAUCAGCAGAGGAAAUCCUUCAAAUGUUGGAUUAUGGAAAUAAAAAUAGAACACAACAUCCCACAGAUGUAAACGCCUCCUCCUCCCGGUCCCAUGCUGUCUUUCAGAUUUAUCUAAGGCAGCAAGAUAAAACAGCUAGUAUAAAUCAAAAUGUUCGCAUCGCCAAAAUGUCUCUCAUUGACCUGGCAGGAUCUGAACGUGCCAGCGUGACAAACACCAAGGGGGCUCGUUUUAGAGAAGGAACAAAUAUAAACCGCUCCCUGCUAGCUCUUGGAAAUGUCAUUAACGCUUUGGCAGAUCCAAAGAGCAAGAAACAACACAUUCCUUAUCGAAACAGCAAGCUUACUCGUUUAUUGAAAGAUUCUCUUGGAGGAAAUUGCCGAACAAUAAUGAUAGCUGCUGUUAGUCCAUCUUCUAUGUUCUAUGAUGAUACAUAUAAUACUCUUAAGUAUGCAAACCGAGCAAAGGAUAUAAAGUCCUCUUUGAAGAGCAAUGUUGUUAGUUUGGACAGUCACAUAAGCCAGUAUGUUAAAAUUUGCAAUGAACAAAAGAAAGAGAUCCUAAUGUUGAAAGAGAAACUGAGAGACUACGAACAAAAGCAGGCAAGCAUUCCUGAAAAUCAUAAUGCUGCUGUACUUCCAAACAACCAGCAAGUGGAAAUAGAAAGAUACAAAGAAAUCCUUAAAAAUGUGUUCGCAAACCGUGAGGAGAUCAGAAAAGAAUACCUCAAGUUGGAAAUGCAGCUAAAGGAAAAUGUGCUGAAGACCUAUUACCAGAAACAAUGUCAUGAACAAAUUCAACUGAUGUGCUCUGAAGAAAUAGUAGAAAAGGCCACUUGCAAGCGGGAUCAAAGGCUUGCAAUGCUUAGAACACACCGCAUACACAUGCAGAAGAAGAAAGAAGAGGAGGUUGAACAUUUUGAGGAAAAUAACAAUUGGCUGCAUCGUGUUGAAAAUGAAAUGCGCCUCCUCGGUCAAGAUGGGUGUAUACCAAAGGAACUCUGUAAGGAUCUGCAGUGCUGCCAUUUAAACCUAGAAGUUAAGGACCUGAAAAACCAGAUUGAGUACAUGUUAUCUCUAGUGUCCCUUCAAGAUCAGCAUUAUAAGCAGACAGAAAAAGUAUUAAAUACUUUGCUUCCAGUUCUUCGCAAGCAGUACCUGACUUUGAAAGAAGCUGGGUUAACAAAUAAUGUAACUGAGACUGAAUUUGGGGAGGUUGAACAGCUGAUUCUGAGACAAAAAUCGGUAGCUUGGGCUGACCAGACUGAAGAAAAGGAACAUCAUCAAAACCAUGAAUUAGAGUUGUCAACUAUCUUUGCAUUCCCACAACUUGUGAACAGACCAAACACCCCAUGCUGUACAACUUUUGGUACACCAUCAGAAGAAAUUAAUAAAAAUACGCAACAAACAGUAGAAUAUGCAGUACCACCACAGAAAAGAACUAGGCGGAAACUAAUGGACUCUCCAGUCACAGCUCAAAGUCCUGCUGCAUCCAAGUACUCCAGUCUCUCUCAUCUGGAGGAUUCUCUUACCAAGGAGGUCCGCCCUAUUGUGUACACGCCAGAAUACUGCAGAAAGCCAGUACAAAACUGCUGUACAGAGACUGUGGUCAAGAAAGCUUUACAGCUUGCAAGCCUUCAGAAAGCUAAUGCAUGUAAUAUAGAUAUGCCAGUGAAAAAGACAAGUAUUAUGAACUCUACCUGUGACAUAAUCCCAGAGUGCGAUGAAGCUGACAUGAACUCAACAGUAAUUCUGUAUGAAGACACAGGUAAAACAACUGAAACAUCUACUGACUCACCCAUGAAGGAGUCACAGACAUGCAACAGCAGCAUCCUGCAAAGAUUUGGUCUCACUUCCUUAAAAACCAAAAAUCCUACUUCAGUACUUGAGAAGCCCUCAUAUAUGGCAAUGACUUCUGCUGCUGAGAGAAAAAGAAAGGUAUUAAGUUCUACAUCAAAUACUGCAUUAGGCAGCCUGCAAGACCCUGUUUCUGCAAAACGCAUUCGACAAGAGGUCUUGUUAAGCCAUAGAGCUUUGCGAGUACCCAGUAUGGCAGGAAUUAAAACAAGGAGCUUGAAGCAAGAACAGGAUGUACCAACACACCUAGUUAGAAGCUUUUCAGAAGGAAACGUAGCAUUGGGUGUUAAAUCAAGGACAUCAAAAAAUCUUUUACUUCGUGUUUGUAAGAAAAAAAAUAGGAUUUAGUUCUGAGUUCAUCCAUAUUUCAAGGAGGAUUGAUGCAUAGCAAAUGAGAAAUGGGAGACUUCAAUUUUCCUCUUGUGAAUUGUUUUGUAUUAAAUAUAUGUCUCAGUAAUGCACUAUUUCAGAAAGAACCACUUUUUGGAAAUACAAGGAUUUUGUUAAAUUCCAAAAUAAAUUAGUUCUUGUUUUGUCUCCUAUUAAAGGUUACAAAUGUCUUUUGUAUACUAACAAAUGAAUAAAAUUUAGUUUGGACUUGGUAAUGGAAAAGUGCACAGUAUACCUAUUGCCGUAAUCUUUGUGAAUGUUUCCCUGUGUUUACGACUAACAGAUUAAUAGUUCAGACAAUACAAGUCUUUAAGGGGAUCGAUGGUGCUGUAAUUUUUAGAUGCUACUUUAAAUUGCUUAUCUACAGUCAGUCUUAAUUUUUUAAUGAGAAUUUUGUGAUAGAAAUGUUAGAAAAAUUCUUUUGACCUGCUUAAAUUAUUUUCACUGAAACUUCCUAAUGUUAAAACUGUUUUUCGUUUGGAAGCAAGUCAAACGGAUAUUAAUAUCAAAAUGCAUUUAUGCUUAGCAUUAGGAUGCCAAUUUAAUCUAAGAUAUGUUAUCAUGGAUAGAUACUACUAAUGUAGUACCAGGAGACAAAAAUAUUUGAGAAGUGUUUGUAAUGAAGUACUAUAUCUAAAUUUUUUUUAGCCUUCCUGUUUUUAGUCUGUUACUUGGUUGUAUGUGCUCCUGUUUUGUUUUUCAGUUUUUUA
This is a messenger RNA of Tyto alba (common barn owl), 3663 nucleotides long. It is a transcript of the gene KIF18A, whose product is annotated as kinesin family member 18A. Gene Ontology annotation, molecular function: microtubule motor activity; microtubule binding; ATP binding. Gene Ontology annotation, biological process: microtubule-based movement. The coding region runs from base 113 to 2911 and encodes 932 amino acids. The record is from RefSeq and is a predicted model, not a curated record. NCBI's taxonomy places the organism in Eukaryota, Metazoa, Chordata, Aves, Strigiformes, Tytonidae. The transcript has 17 exons.